This is a messenger RNA of Sesamum indicum (sesame), 1699 nucleotides long. Its product is annotated as 7-deoxyloganetic acid glucosyltransferase. NCBI's taxonomy places the organism in Eukaryota, Viridiplantae, Streptophyta, Magnoliopsida, Lamiales, Pedaliaceae. Gene Ontology annotation, molecular function: quercetin 3-O-glucosyltransferase activity; quercetin 7-O-glucosyltransferase activity. The record is from RefSeq and is a predicted model, not a curated record.
AUAAACCCUAACAUCAACCAGUGGGCUACCCUGAAUUUAAGGGGACAAAACAGUAAUUGACAUCAAUGAAGCCAACACUCGAACAGGCUUCAUUAUUAAAAAACCUGGGACUUUUUCCCGAAAGAAAAGUGAAACAAUUGAUCAAACAAACCCAGUAAAAUGUCUGAUCAAAGAGCUGUUUCUCCCCAUGUACUCAUUUUCCCUCUACCCCUCCAGGGCCCCGUCAACUGUAUGCUCAAACUCGCUGAACUUCUCUGCCUUGGCCAAAUCCAGGUCACCUUCCUCAACACUCUCCACAUCCAAGAACGCCUCCGGAAUUGCACCGGAGCUGAAGUUUACUUCAAAAGAUAUAGCAACUUUCGUUUCGACACAGUCCCUGACGGCCUGCCAGAAGAGAAUCCCCGGACUGCGGACGAAAUAUGGAACCUGCUGCAAUCCAUAGACGCUGUGGCUGUCCCGAUUUUCCGGUGUAUGGUGACUUCUGGAGUAUACGGCCCUGGUUCUGAGAAUCCGGUGACUUGCAUAAUUGCUGAUGGGAUUUUCACUUUUGCUGCCGGUAUAGCUGGAGAAAUUGGUGUCCCGUUGCUGUAUUUUGACACUAUUAGUCCGUGUGGAUUGUGGACUUAUCUGUGUUUGCCUAAACUCAUUGAAGCUGGGGAGUUUCCGUUCAAAGAUGACAACUUAGAUGAGAUUAUAAGAAAUGCACCCGGGAUGGAAGGAAUCAUUAGACGCCGUGAUCUUCCCAGCUUCUAUCGAACCAACGACGUUAACCAUGUUACAAUCCAACUAGUCCUUAAGGAGGACAAGCACAUCCCACUUGCUCAGGGGCUGAUUUUCAAUACAUUUGAAGAACUUGAGGCGCCCAUAUUAUCCCAAAUGCUAAAUGUCUGCCCAAACAUCUAUGCUGUCGGGCCCCUCCAUGCCCACUUGAAAACACGACUGGCAGCAGAAACAGGUCCGGAAGCUCAGCCCACCAUCACUUCCAAUAGCAUCUGGAGGGAAGACAGUAGCUGCAUUUCUUGGCUUGAUACCCAGCCCUCGAAGUCGGUUAUCUAUGUCAGCAUUGGAAGUCUUGCUGUGAUAACAAAGGACCAGCUCUUUGAGAUUUGGCAUGGGUUGGUGAAUAGCGGGUCAAGAUUUUUGUGGGUUCGGAGGCCUGGUUCAGUUACUGGGCUGGACUCGGAGACUGAGGAGAUUCCCUCGGAACUGUCAAGAGGGACGAAAGAAAGAGGGUAUAUUGUCACUUGGGCUCCCCAAGACGAGGUUUUGGGCCACCCAGCAAUCGGAGGGUUUCUAACGCACAGCGGCUGGAACUCGACUCUGGAGAGCAUAGUCGAGGGGAAACCCAUGAUUUGUUGGCCAUAUUUUGUUGAUCAACAAGUGAAUAGUAGGUAUGUGGGAGAGGUGUGGAAGUUAGGGUUGGACAUGAAAGAUACGUGUGAUAGAGUUGUAGUGGAAAAGAUGAUUAGGGAGCUAAUGGAGUCGAGGAAGAAUGAGUUCUUGGAAAGGGCUGAUGAAAUGGCGAAAUUAGCUAAGGCAAGCGUGAGUGAAGGUGGGUCGUCUUAUGCAGAUUUGGAUCGUUUGAUUGAUGACAUCAAGUUUAUGAACAUACCCACAACAUGGAACUAGUUUUAUGGUUAGGGUUUUCUAUUCUAUUAUAAAUAAGUAAUGUUAAAUGUUCAAAUUUUUUUAGAUCAAA